This is a messenger RNA of Rubroshorea leprosula, 1041 nucleotides long. The record is from the annotation of a GenBank genome assembly. NCBI's taxonomy places the organism in Eukaryota, Viridiplantae, Streptophyta, Magnoliopsida, Malvales, Dipterocarpaceae.
AAUCAGCUUUUCCCCUCCCCAUCUCCUCAAACCAUCCAGAAAUAAAGACAGAAACAAAGGAGAAAAACAUACCAGAUUGAGUACUGGAGAAGGAAACAGAGAAGAAUGGUUGGACCGUCGAGACCUUUGUUCGUGCUGUUCGGUUCCUCCAUUGUCCAAUUCAGUUAUUCCAACCAAGGUUGGGCUGCGAUUCUUGCUGACAUCUACGCCCGUAAGGCAGACAUAGUGUUGAGAGGAUAUGCGGGUUGGAAUUCAAGGCGUGCCUUACAGAUCCUAAACCAAGUCUUCCCAAAGAAUGCUGCUGUCCAACCUUCUUUGGUCAUUGUUUAUUUCGGUGGCAAUGAUUCAAUGAAACCUGACUCAGCUGCUCUUGGCCCUCAUGUACCUCUUCCUGAAUAUAUUGACAACAUGAAGAAGAUUGCUACCCAUCUGAAGAGUCUUUCGGAGAAUAUACGAAUAAUCUUUCUUACUUGUCCUCCAAUCAAUGAGGAACAAAUACGCCAAGCUCAACUCAUUGGUGUUGAAGGUCGAACUAAUGAGUCCUGCAGGAUUUAUGCGGAAGCUUGUAUGGAAGUAUGCAAGGAAAUGGAUGUGAAGGGUAUUAAUAUUUGGACUGCCAUCCAACAAAAAGAAGAUUGGAUGACAACCUGCUUCACGGAUGGCAUCCAUCUUGCAUCGGAGGGGAGCAAAAUAGUUGUGAAGGAAGUCCUGAGAGCUAUCAGAGAAGCAGAGUGGGAACCAAGUUUAUAUUGGAGGUCAUUGGCAUCCGAGUUUGCGGAGGAGGAAUCAGCUUUUCUGUCAGUAGGUGAUGAUGGAAAGCAAAUAAGCAUUUCUGACCUUGAUAUUCAAAGAUAUUCUCAAUGGGAAUAGUCUUACAAAAACAAAUUGAUUCUUGAAUUGUUGAGUGGAUUAAGAGCCCUUGAUCACAUUCUAGUAAGAGCUGGGACUUGGAGGGCCUUUUGUUUUGAUUGUUCUUUUUUUUUUUUUGUUCCUGAAUAUGUAACUGAGUUUACUUAUCUAUUAUAAAUGAAAAUUGUUUGU